Molecule: messenger RNA, 838 nt
Organism: Entelurus aequoreus (snake pipefish)
Lineage: Eukaryota; Metazoa; Chordata; Actinopteri; Syngnathiformes; Syngnathidae
Gene: snx20
Product: sorting nexin 20
Exons: 3
Coding region: 2-805 (267 amino acids)
Biological process (GO): protein transport
Cellular component (GO): early endosome membrane
Molecular function (GO): phosphatidylinositol phosphate binding
Source: RefSeq, a predicted model, not a curated record
CAUGAGCGAGCCACCAGCGCUUAGCGGUUCCAGUUUGACCACCAAGGAGCUGCAGCAGAGGUGGCGAGAGGCGAAAGGGACGCAGCCUUCACACAAAGUGCUGUUCGACAUCCCGUCCAGUCGCGCUGUUGAGGACGCCUGCUGCAAACAUGUGGUGUACCAGGUGGCGGUGAUGGCCUGUGGAAGUUUCAGCACCCGUCACGUGUGCGUGGAGCGGCGUUACAGCGACUUCUCCCACUUCCAUCAAAAGCUGACGGAGGAGUUCGGCGAGGAGGUUGACGAUCUGGCGCUUCCCUGCAAGCUCCUGGCGGGUCCAGUCGGGGGGCGUGGCUUGGCCCUGCAGGACUACCUGAACCAGGCGUUUGCCGUGCGUUGCGUGCGACACUCGCCUCUUGUCCCGGACUUCCUCACGGGCAAGGAGCUGAGUCGGGCCCGGACCUCGCUGCGAGGCGGGCAGUUCAGAGCGGCGCUUGAGCAGCUGCACGCAGUUCUGCAGAUCCAAGAGAAGCUGGCGCCGUGGCAGAGAGCCACCCAGCUUGUCCCGGCCCUCGCCGCCAUUGCCGUUUGUCACCGCGACCUGGGGGAGCCCCUGGAGGCCGUGGCCACCGCCCACCGAGCGCUUCCUGUCGUCAGACGCUGGAAAAUGAACGACUACCUCGGUGGUCUUCUGGAGAUGCUGGUGGAUCUGAGCUACGGCCUCCAGCGGCCCGUCGCCCACCUCCAGGAGGAGCUGAUGGCGCUGCGGGGCAGCCAUGCCGCCUCCUGGCGCUCCCUGAAGGAGGUGGUGGUCCGUGACGUCACCUAACUGACACACAACGCCAUUUGUAGCUGUUGCUGA